ACGCACCAACGAGGGAUCUUCGUUGAGUCAGUUGCCGUUUGAAAAAUUGAACUUCACUCAUAAAUACCGCUUGUUUUCGAGAAUUGUCGAUAACACACAGUCAACGGAAUGCAACGUAAUUUCUACAAUUCACCCGGAAAAAUACCUCCUGUGCAAACUUGAAGAGACUGUUUCACCUUAUGGGGUGGUCUAUGGAUUGGAUGUUGUGUGGUGUUGCUUGCUACUGUUUUUAAAACGUUAAGCCAACGUCUACCGUCAGAAAAGGUUCUAAUAUACACAUCGUUUGGUUCGCAGCGCAUCACAUGUACGGACCUUAAGCAUCAGCGACUAUUCAAAAUGUACGGAAUCAUUUUUGUGACCGUUGGAUCUGUAAUUCAGACGGAAUAUGGGAACGAUGUUUGGUUCUCGCUCCUAGACAGAGUGGGCUAUCGCAACACAACCUUUUGCACUCACAGUAUCUAUCCGGACGACUUGGUUAUGAAGCUGGCCAACGCUGCCGUGACAAUAAUCGCAAACGGUUGGACCGUGCAAGAUUUCCUUGCUUACUUUGGCCGCUGUUUCAUCCGUGCAGCUGGAACUUUCGGAUACGAAAAGUUGAUCAAAAGAUGCGGACGAUUUUUUUGCGACUUUCUUUCCGCUAUCGAUACUGUUCAUCUCCAUAUGAAGUACAGAUAUCCUAAAAUGGAUCAUCCUUUUAUUUACGUUUUGGAAGAAGAUGCUGAAGGUGCUUUAAUACAUUACAGGACAUCACGGUGCGGUUUUCCUCCAUUUCUCUACGGUUUAUUACGUCAAGUUGCUGCAGAUUUCUACGGCCUUCAACUUUCGAUGGGCCAUGUUCCAGAUGAGCCAUGUGGUAAUAAUGAAGGAGGCUACAAGUACCAAAUCCGCCUCAACUUUGACAACGGUGAUUACAUGGCCUGCAAAGCGAUUGAACGCGGUGCCAGUAUGACACUAGUGCGGAAAGCAAACUUCCUCACCUCGACAACGGCCAACAUUCAACAGGAAUCGUUGCCUCAACUCUCCAGUUCCAUUCUGCUGCAACUUUUCCCCUUCUGUCUGAUUUUCCGUUCCGACUUAAAGAUAAUCGCUGCUGGCCAUCAGUUAAAACAAAUGUUUUUGUGGCGGAUGUUGAUCGGACAGAUUCUGCCAGACGUUGCAAGAUUGCGUCGUCCUAGAUUAAACCUUACUUGGGACAACUUGGUCACACUUCAGCGCGUCGCAUGCGAACUCGAAAUCAUGCUGUCUAAUAACACGGAAGAAUAUCAACUAUCAAAGAUUUAUAAAACUGUGCCAGACGAACCGAAGUACGAACAGCCUCUCCGUCUUUUUCUUCGUGGAGAGAUGCGUUACGUGAAGGAUUGGCAAGCCAUCAUAUAUCUCUGCAAUCCGCUAAUUAACAACAUCGAUGACCUGUCAGAGGUGGGCCUUGCGCUCAGCGAUCUUAGUUUGCACGGACAUGGUCGCGAAUUGGUGAUGACGGGACAGCAGCAUAGUUCCAGGUUGGAAGAUUUGUACGAACGAGCCGAAGAGAAAGCUAAAGAGCUACAGGUAACUCAUGAACUCCUUGACGAGUGGAAGCGAAGAGGAGACGAGCUGCUUUAUUCCAUGAUUCCCGAAUCCAUCGCCGAGAGUUUGCGACGAGGCAAAGAACCUGUUGAUACUUGUGAAGUUUUCGAAUGUAUCACCGUCUCUUUUGUCGAAAUGACUAACAUAGAGGACAUCAUGAUAAAAAGUGCGCUAGAGGCUGUCAGCUGUAUGAAUUCCGUUUUCUCCGCACUGGACAAGAUCGUUGACCAUCAGCCUAAUGUUUAUAAAGUGGAGACAAUCGGAAAUGUUUACAUGGUCGUAGGAGGGGCACCGACAAGAUGCGAGUCGCACGUCAAAGAUAUAUUUUUAGUUGCCCUUGAAUUCCGUGAUGCAAUCAAUGAACUAUCUACAAAGGUUGGGAUACCCGUCGAAAUUCGCAUAGGUAUUCAUUCCGGUCCAGCGGUUGCUGGAGUUUUGGGAAGGAAAAUGCCUCGCUAUUGUUUUUUUGGCGACACUAUCAACACUGCGGCUAGAAUGCAAACAACCAGUUUGCCGGGGAAAAUUCACAUUUCUAGUACAGUGUACAACCUGAUGCAAUGCUCUGCCGAAUUCCUCUUUGAGAAGCGAGGGACCGUGAUGAUUAAGGGAAAAGGUGAAAUGAAAACUUACUGGCUUUUGCAAUACCAACCGCUUCCUUAUCGUUAAAGGAUAAGGUGCACACAUGUACGGAAAUCUGGAUUAAAUACAAAAAACAAAACAAAAAACAAAACGAACAAACAUUUGACUAAUGACUAGCAACGUACUGCUAUACCAACUUCGUACCAGGAGAAUUCAGGAUUCGGGAAACAUGUGAAUGGGUUAUUGAAUUUUAUUCCUUGUCGUUAAUUGUCCCAUAACCAUUUGAAAAUUGAAUGAUGUCAUUUCAAUUGCGUACUAACUAGAGGAUGCUGGUGGUAUCCGACCAGAAACAAUAAUGAACUGCAGCUGCAUGAAUAUAGGCUAUUAUGCACAAC
This is a messenger RNA of Daphnia pulicaria, 2540 nucleotides long. RefSeq names its product soluble guanylate cyclase 89Da-like. Gene Ontology annotation, cellular component: guanylate cyclase complex, soluble. The coding region runs from base 337 to 2232 and encodes 631 amino acids. The transcript has 15 exons. Gene Ontology annotation, biological process: nitric oxide-cGMP-mediated signaling; cGMP biosynthetic process; response to oxygen levels. Gene Ontology annotation, molecular function: oxygen sensor activity; guanylate cyclase activity; heme binding. The record is from RefSeq and is a predicted model, not a curated record. NCBI's taxonomy places the organism in Eukaryota, Metazoa, Arthropoda, Branchiopoda, Diplostraca, Daphniidae.